Bufo bufo (common toad) is the source of this 1626-nucleotide messenger RNA. RefSeq names its product IQ motif containing G (gene IQCG). Gene Ontology annotation, cellular component: cytoplasm; sperm flagellum. Gene Ontology annotation, biological process: sperm axoneme assembly; cilium organization. The transcript is spliced from 10 exons. Lineage: Eukaryota; Metazoa; Chordata; Amphibia; Anura; Bufonidae. Bases 180 to 1355 code for a protein of 391 amino acids. Gene Ontology annotation, molecular function: protein binding. The record is from RefSeq and is a predicted model, not a curated record.
UGUCAACGGAAUAAACAUAAAAACCGGCGAUUACUGGGCGGGACGGAGAGAAGGCCCCCGGGGCGGAGCUUCGGUGUCCAUGGAAACCAGACGCGACUUUAUGACUACUCGCUUGUGCAGUGCAGUUUUCUUAUACAGGUCCCAUAAAAAUACUGGACGGUCCCAAAGACACUUAAGAGAUGGCAUCAUUGCCCAUGAUGGAAGUCUUGCGGGUGAGCACGGUGCUGGAGGACAGCUUGGAUCAGCUUUCUGUCCUAGGAUAUAUCAUGCCAGUCUCCUACCAGGGGCGAAAUAACAUUGUAGGAAAUGAAAUUGGUAAAAUCUUGAAGACUCAGAGACAAAUGGAAGGAAACCUUGAAGAACUGAUUGCGACACGUGCAGACAUCCAGUUAACACCACCUCCUCUGUUAAACAAGCUGCGGGAUCUGAAGGAGCAGGUCCAUGAAACUAGUGAAAAGCUGAAAAUUAGCAAUGUGCAAUUCACAAAGGCUGCAAGACAAAGUCCUCUUACUUCUGACAACCUAAAGAAAGUCCAGGCAGAUAGACAAUUUGCAGCAGACAUCAUUGCAGAUUUGUUAAUGGAGCUGGAAACAUCUGGAUCAUUUCAGAGCCUUCAGGACGCAGUGGCCACUGAGAAAGAGACAAAAGCGAACCUCUACAAUACAAUAGAAAGAGAACAGGAGGGGAGAAAGAAGAUCAGAUUACUGCAGAAGCAGUUACAAGAUGUAAAACAAGAAAAGAAAGUGGAGUUGCAGAAUCGCACAGAACUGAUUGCACACCUAAAGGAUCAACUGCAGGAGAUGAAAGCUAAAACCAGCAUGGAAGGCAAAUAUGUCAAGAAGGACACCGAGCUUCAAGUGUUCCAGACACAGAAAAAGUGCAACAUAGCAGAGUCUAACCUGCAGAUGGACAUCCAGAAAAUUAAAGAAAAGAUGGAUGAAGAGAUAAGAGUCCAUAUUGAGAUUGAAAAUUUCCUAAGGCAGCAUCAACAGGAGCUGGAAGAGAAGUUGGAAUACUGGAUGGAGAAGUAUGACAAAGACACAGAAGAGAAGCAGGCUGAACUGAACUCUCUGAAGACUUCUAGAACUAGCGACCUUUCAUUGCUCAGUGAUCUAGCUAAGCAAUAUGAAGAGUAUGAGACUGUGAUUAUAGAAGAUCGCUUAGAGAAAGAGAAAGACCAGCAAAAGAAGAAGCAAGAAAAGAUGGAACUAGCAAGUGCAAUUAAGAUACAAGCCUGGUGGAAGGGCACCAUGGUACGGAAAAGCCUGGGACCUUAUGCAAAAACAAAAAGCAAGAAAGGGAAAGAGACAGGCAAAAAGGGUAAAGCCAAAAAAGGAGGUAAAAAGAAGAAAUGAGUUAAUCGCAAGGCGCGAAGGACAAAAGGACAUUCAACAGAUUCACUAAUUCUGGAAUAAAAUAACUUUUUCUUAAGUCUUAAGAUUCCUUUGAUUUACUGAACCGGACCAAACUGAUCAAAAGAAAGGCAAGCAUGGUUUAUCUUCCUAUUGUGAUCAUUAUAUACUUUCGUUUUCUUACAGGGGUAUUCCCAUCUCAAUAACUGGAUGCCAUCCUGUAGAAAAAACUUGCAAUAAGGGCUGUUUUAUUUAUUUUUUUGCGGGUCGGAUG